This is a messenger RNA of Nylanderia fulva, 1907 nucleotides long. Its product is annotated as alpha-glucosidase-like. Gene Ontology annotation, biological process: carbohydrate metabolic process. The record is from RefSeq and is a predicted model, not a curated record. Lineage: Eukaryota; Metazoa; Arthropoda; Insecta; Hymenoptera; Formicidae.
AAAGCGAGGAAUAAUCAACCGAGGCAAACAGUCAUCAUGCUUCGCUUGUGCAUCAUUGUUGCAGCUUCGUUGAUCGUUUUGACCGGCUCGGUCUCGAUUCAGAAAGCCGGUAAAGAUUGGUACAAGAACAGUCUGAUAUAUCAGAUUUAUCCGAGAAGUUACAAGGACAGUAAUGGAGAUGGCAUAGGUGAUUUGAACGGUAUCACCAGCAAAUUAGAACAUAUCGCGAAUAUUGGCGCCGACGCGUUGUGGUUAUCACCGAUCUAUACCAGCCCGCAAGCAGAUUUUGGCUAUGACGUUGCCAAUUUUACCGAUAUCAAUCCAGAGUAUGGUACCUUAGCUGACUUUGACAGACUUGUGGCGAAAGCAAAGUCCCUCGGGCUGAAAGUGCUUCUUGAUUUCGUGCCGAAUCACAGCUCUGAUGAGCACGAAUGGUUCAAGAAGAGCGUCCAACGGAUCGCACCUUACGACGAGUAUUAUGUCUGGCGUGAUGCAAAAAUAGUAAACGGCACCAGGCAACCCCCGAAUAACUGGUUGAGCGUCUUCCAAGGCUCCGCUUGGAAAUGGAACGAGGUACGCAAUCAAUAUUAUCUGCAUCAGUUCGCCACCGGACAGCCGGAUCUCAACUAUCACAGCACUGCAUUGCAAGAAGAGAUGAGGAACGUGUUAACAUUCUGGAUGGAUCGUGGCGUGGAAGGCUUUCGCAUCGACGCCAUCAAUCACAUGUACGAGGAUGCCCGCUUUCUGGACGAGCCCCGAUUAGAUACACCUGGAUUACCAGACGAUGACUACGAAACCUUGGACCAUCUUUAUACGAAGAAUCUUCUCGAGACUUACGAAGUUCUCAAGUCUUGGAGACAGCUAAUGGACAAUCAUUCCCUGACUGCCGACACAAAGAUGAUCCUCACCGAGGCCUACACGGAUUUCGAUCUCACUAUAUUAUACUAUACAUCGGGCUCGACUGUUCCAUUCAACUUCAUGUUUAUUUCUGAUCUAAACGAUAAGUCUAACGCGGCUGAUUUCAAGCGCCUCAUCGAUCGCUGGAUGAAUAAUAUACCUGACAAUCCUGCGUACGUUGCGAACUGGGUGGUGGGUAAUCACGAUAAUCAUCGCGCGGCUUCUAGAUUCGGUGAGAAACGGGCCGAUCAACUUUCUAUGCUGGCGAUCGUUUUACCCGGCGUAAGCGUGAUUUACAAUGGUGACGAGAUCGGCAUGCCCGACAGAGAUUUUACGUAUGAAGAAACCAAGGAUCCCGCCGGAUGCAACGCUGGACCCGACAGAUACUACUUGAAGUCGCGAGAUCCGGAAAGAACGCCUUUCCAGUGGGACAGCAGCACUAGUGCUGGUUUCUCUACGAGCAAUGAAACGUGGCUUCCGGUGAACAGCAAUUAUAAAAUUCUGAAUUUAGCGGUCCAACAACUGUCGGCCGUGUCUCACUACAAAGUGUUCAAGUCCCUGGGGCAAUUGAAGAAGAAACCCGUCAUCGAGCAAGGCUCUCUAGAGAUCGUGUUGGUAACAGAAAAAAUUCUAGGAGUCGUACGACGACAUAACACAACCGUUGUAGCUCUCCUGGUUAACUUUGCCGACACACCGGUCACCGUUGACGCCAGGACUUGGAUGAAUAUCCCGGAGCAGUUGAUCGUCUAUGCACCUAGCGUGCACUCCAACCUAGUUGUAGGAUCGCGCGUUGACACGACUAACAUUACCGUGCCUGGCUCGGCCUCCGUCGUGCUCACCACAGCAGAUUUGGUUUAGCAAAUUCCUGCUUAUCUCAUACUCGUGGAUAACUCUCUACUAAAGCGAAGUUUCAGUUAUACAUGUGUGUAAAUGUAUGUACAAGUCACUUUCUCGACGAGCGUCUUGUAUUAAUCUGUGUUGAGAAAUAGACACUCGAAGUAAAAUCGAAA